Messenger RNA from Oncorhynchus tshawytscha (Chinook salmon), 1535 nucleotides. Its product is annotated as thioredoxin-like protein 4B. Bases 222 to 671 code for a protein of 149 amino acids. The transcript has 3 exons. The record is from RefSeq and is a predicted model, not a curated record. Gene Ontology annotation, biological process: mRNA splicing, via spliceosome. Gene Ontology annotation, cellular component: U5 snRNP; spliceosomal complex; U4/U6 x U5 tri-snRNP complex. Lineage: Eukaryota; Metazoa; Chordata; Actinopteri; Salmoniformes; Salmonidae.
AAGUGUACUAGCCAUACUACAUACGGAUAUACUAGUAAAACGCAGUAUUAGACGUUAAACAAAUAUCAACAUUCUUGGCUCAAACGACAGGAAAGAAGCAGCGGACACUAUCGGCUGUUCGGUCACAGUUUCUGACGGACGUUUUAUGGUGUUACACAACAUACCGGUACGUCCAUUUUCGUUUGUCAAACUGAACACAAUGCUAGCCAACAGCUAACAAAAUGAGUUUGUUUUUGUCCAAAUUGUCAUGCAAAAGGGACAUAGACGAGGUAAUAAAAACUGUCGCCGAAAAGGUUUUAGUUCUUCGGUUUGGAAGAGAUGAAGACUCCGUCUGCCUGCAGCUUGACGAGAUUCUGUCCAAAACCUCCCACGACCUGAGUAACAUGGCGUCUAUCUACAUCGUGGAUGUGGACUCGGCUCCCGUCUACACGAGAUACUUCGACAUCAGCUACAUCCCGUCUACCGUCUUCUUCUUCAACGGACAACACAUGAAGGUUGAUUAUGGGUCUCCAGAUCACACCAAGUUUGUGGGCAGUUUUAAGACCAAGCAGGACUUCCUGGAUCUGAUCGAGGUGAUCUACAGAGGAGCUAUGAGAGGGAAGAUGAUCGUCAAGAGUCCCAUCGACCCUCAGAACAUCCCCAAGUACGACCUGCUCUACCAUGGGAUCUAAUCCCAUCACGGCCUGCUCAACCAUGGGAUCUAACCCCAUCACGACCUGCUCAACCAUGGGAUCUAGAUUUCACCACGAUUCCCCACCCUUCAGCGCGGUUUCAAGCACCCUGGCUGUAGAUCUUGUCUGGGGGGCCUUGAGCACGGUUUGAGCGCUCAAGCUGCAGAUGGGGCGGCAGGGUAGCCUAGUGGUUAGAGCAUUGGACUAGUAACCGAAAGGUUGCAAGUUCAAAUCCCCGAGCUGACAAGGUACAAAAUCUGUCAUUCUGCCCCUGAACAGGCAGUUAACCCACUGUUAACCCACUGUUCCUAGGCCAUCAUUGAAAAUAAGAAUUUGUUCUUAACUGACUUGCCUAGUAAAAAAAAAAAAUGUUGUCUGGGGGGCCUUCAGCAUGGUUUAAGCGCUCAAGCUGCCGACAAUUCAUGGGAAAAGAAAAUGUCUGACCAGCACAGAACGGAUUGGCCCAGCCUGGACAAUUGAGGUUAUCAAGUGGCGCCAUCUCACUUCACCAUUCUGAUGUGGUGUUUAGUGAAACUCUCCAUAAUGUGAGGUUUGAUAUUUCCUAGGGAAAUAGAUCUCUAUAGGAGACACAGGUACAUGUCAGAGGACAAUCCUUUAUUUCAUACAAUGAAGACUUGUUGACAGCUGGACAUUUCUUGUUGCCUCUUGUUUAUAGUGGGAAUGAAUGCUGAAUCUAAUGAAGGUCUGACCCCUUGUUGCCUCUUGUUUAUAGUGGGAAUGAAUGCUGAAUAUAAUGAAGGUCUGACCCCUUGUUGCCUCUUGUUUAUAGUGGGAAUGAAUGCUGAAUCUAAUGAAGGUCUGACCCCUUUUGAAAUGUGUUAAUAAAUGUGUCACUUCAAAUAA